AUGGUGAGGAAGGACGUCCUAUCAUCCCAUCUUUUGAGCCAUUUGGUUUACCAAUUUGAGUGCCGGAAUUGUGGUAGCCGGUACGUUGGUAGGACCCUUCAACACCUGACCGCACGUAUCAAACAGCAUGUACCACUGCAUAUUCCGCCGGAUGCAGCUAAAUCCAAACGGCCGAAGCGUGGCCGACCGCGCAAGAACCCACCCCCUGCGCCAGUGUUGAAAGUCCUUGAGGCAGUUUGUAUCCGUAUUCAUACGCCUGUUUUGUCCGGUGCGCAGGUAGCAAGCGUCACCAAAUCGACAUCCAUCAAGGCCACUGGUUCAUCUGCAUCAAGAUUUAUGAUUCAAUGCAAUAUAACCGGUGAUACGCCCCUCGUUCUUCGUUGGUUCAAGAAUGGCAAAGUCUUGGCAAAUGCAAGUGGACGUGCAGACUUCUCUCCCUACUUGAAUACGUUCAACUUUCCAGAGAGACUAACUGCGACCGACUCGGGAAAUUAUACAUGUGUAGCUGAGAAUAUUUUUGGCAAUAACAGCAGAAGCAUGAUGCUACUGGUUCUAGAUGUUCCCGAGUUUCUGCAGCGCGCCGUGCAACCAAUGAUUGAACCUAACUCGCUUACUUCCAGUUCAGUAACUCUCUUCCUGACGCCACCGUCUUCAGAUGGAAACUCUCCCGUGACGGAGUACGAGGUGACAGCUCAGCCGUACCCUGAGUUCCGGCAGUUUGCCCAGGCAGUGAUGCUGACCACCCCAGUGCUGUCUGCUGAUGUCAGUGGGCUUCGAUCGGGCAUGAAGUACAGCGCUUUCUACCGGGCAAUCAAUGCCGUUGGCUACAGUGCAGCAACUUCUGAGGUGCACUUCAAGACACUAGAAUCUUUGCCGGGUCCUCCUCAAAAUAUGCAAGCUGUGGCCACAUCAUCCGGAGGGAUUACCGUCUCAAUAACUCCGACCCUGCCGUCCAAUGCUCAUGGAGUGGUCACUGGAUAUGUUAUCUCAUAUCAGGCGUCUGUUUGUGCCGUGACUGGUGAAUGUCCCUGCCAUGGAUACAAGUGCUCGCUUUUUGGAGUAGUUCCUCUCAAUGAAGGCUGGUCAUUGUCUCUUGUGGGAUUGCGCUACCUCACCACAUACCAGGUGACAGCGGCAGCCGUCAACAGUGUAGGUGCAGGGCAGAGAGUUACUGCCACCAUCACAACAGGACAAUCACGAAUUGGACCAGUAAGAAAUGCCAGCUUUGUUGCCACAUCGCCAGGAGAGGUUACUCUGCAUUUCAUGGCUCCCAACACAGUUCUCGCCCAUGACAAAAUGACUGGCUAUGAGCUGAAGUACAAAGCCGCUGAAUGCAGUGAACCAGGAGACUGUCCAUGCAGCCUAUACACCUGUUCUUUACAGGGAUCAGCUGACCUCGGUUCAACGGAGUACUCGGUGACUAUCAGAGGACUACGGCACUACACUAAGUAUCGAUUCACUAUUGCCGGUGUGAGUGAGUCUGCUGUUGGCGAGACCGUUACCGUCCACGUCACCACUGCCCAAUACAUCCCCAGUGACAUCACGUCAGUUUGGGUGAAUGUCACAUCCUCUCUUGCCAAAAUAUACUGGAAACAACCAGAAGAGCCAAAUGGUAUUGUUCUCUACUAUCAAUUACAGUACACACUGUUGUUUGGGGACGGUCAGAACUCUACGGCAAGAGGAACGGUCAACGUCAGCGCAGACACUACUGAGUACACCAAUGCGGAGAUGCUAGCGUCCCGUAUCGACAGCAUGCGGAUAGCAGUGCUUGCAGUCAAUGCCAUCGGUUCUGGCCAUCGCUCCGCAGUGAUAGCAUGUCGUAUCAAUGGAGUGUUGGCAGUGGAUACUGUAUGUGCUGCCUCCUCCAACUUUUUAGAACUCGUCGGAACGCAAAGGUUCUUUCUGCCAGCUGGUAUCGUAGGAGGAUCUAUUGUUAUCGUAAUCAUCAUCAUUAUAGCAGUCAAGCUGUGCCGAAGGAGACAUGGAGAGCCAAGGAUGAAAAUUCAGAAGAAAGGACCAAAGGAAGAUCAAUUGCAAGACUAUCGAGUGCCACUUUUCGUGCAGUGUGGACAAGGAAUAGGUUGGAUUCUUUAGAGAGAACUUCCCAAAAGAGAAUAAACAGUUGCAAGUCUCUGAUGUCGAGCGAUACACCUGCUCCAGUGGAUCCUGCGAUGAUACUGCGCAAUGUGGCGGCAUGUG
Messenger RNA from Sycon ciliatum, 2199 nucleotides. Its product is annotated as protein sidekick-1-like. Gene Ontology annotation, biological process: cell-cell adhesion. The record is from RefSeq and is a predicted model, not a curated record. Lineage: Eukaryota; Metazoa; Porifera; Calcarea; Leucosolenida; Sycettidae. Gene Ontology annotation, molecular function: protein binding. Bases 1 to 2094 code for a protein of 697 amino acids. The transcript is spliced from 16 exons.